Phacochoerus africanus (Common warthog) is the source of this 3631-nucleotide messenger RNA. It is a transcript of the gene ADAMTSL2, whose product is annotated as ADAMTS like 2. The transcript is spliced from 19 exons. Gene Ontology annotation, biological process: extracellular matrix organization. Gene Ontology annotation, cellular component: extracellular matrix. Lineage: Eukaryota; Metazoa; Chordata; Mammalia; Artiodactyla; Suidae. The record is from RefSeq and is a predicted model, not a curated record. The coding region runs from base 252 to 3128 and encodes 958 amino acids.
CUGACAGCUAUAAAGGCCGCCGCGCGGCAGAGCCGCCACUGGGCUGCGCGCCUCCCUGGGAACCCCCUCUCGUGGGUGCUCUUUGAAGUGGAGGAGGGAGGCGGCGAGGGGAGGAGGAGGAAGGGAGAGAAGCAGCGCCCGCAGCUCUCUGCGCUCCGCCGAGCCUCCCCCUGCCCCGCGCGCACCUGGCGCCGCCGCUCGGCCCCAGCUCCGGGAGGACCACCUGCCGACCCAUCUCGCUUCGGGCCAGGAUGGAUGGCAGAUGGCAGCCUUCACGCUGGGCCUGGUCCCUGCUGACUAUGGCACUUGUGGCUGGGGGUGCGUCAUCCACGGGGGCCACGGACAACAGCCCAACAUCCAACAGCCUGGAGGCGGGCGCCGACGCCACGGCCUCCUGGUGGGGAGAGUGGACCAAGUGGACCGCGUGCUCCCGCAGCUGUGGGGCCGGCGUGACGUCGCAGGAGCGGCACUGCCUGCAGCAGAGGAGGACGUCUGUCACAGGUGCCGGGAACAGGACCUGCACGGGCACUUCCAAGCGGUACCAGCUGUGCAGAGUGCAGGAGUGCCCGGCGGACGGGAGGAGCUUCCGCGAGGAGCAGUGCAUCUCCUUCAAUUCCCGCGUGUACAACGGGCGGACGCACCAGUGGAAGCCGCUGUAUCCCGACGACUACGUGCACAUCUCCAGCAAGCCGUGUGACCUGCACUGCACCACCGUGGACGGCCAGCGGCAGCUCAUGGUCCCCGCCCACGACGGCACGUCCUGCAAGCUCGCCGACCUGCGAGGGGUCUGCGUGUCUGGAAAAUGUGAGCCCAUCGGCUGUGACGGCGUGCUCUUCUCCACCCACACGCUGGACAAGUGCGGCGUCUGCCGGGGCGAUGGUAGCAGCUGCACCCACGUGACAGGCAACUACCGCAAGGGGAACGCCCACCUGGGUUACUCUCUGGUGACCCACAUCCCAGCCGGCGCCCGAGACAUCCAGAUUGUGGAGCGGAAGAAGUCGGCUGACGUCCUGGCUCUUGCAGACGAGGCGGGCUACUUCUUCUUCAACGGCAACUUCAAGGUGGACAGCCCCAAGAACUUCAACAUCGCCGGCACGGUGGUCAAGUACCGGCGGCCCAUGGACGUGUUCGAGACGGGCAUCGAGUACAUCGUGGCUCAGGGGCCCACCAACCAGGGCCUCAACGUCAUGGUGUGGAACCAGAAUGGCAAGAGUCCCUCCAUCACCUUUGAGUACACGUUGCUGCAGCCGCCACACGCCCAUCGCCUCCAGCCGCUUUACUACAGCUUCUCGGAGCCAGUGGCCCAGAGCGCCGAGAGCAUGGACAGCGCAGAGCUGGACGGGGCCGGGCUGCUGGGCUUCCUGCGGCACAACGGCUCCCUCUAUGGCCAGGCCUCCUCGGAGCGGCUGGGCCUGGACAACCGUCUGUUCGGCCACCGGGGCCCGGGGAUCGAGCUGGGUCUGAGCAAAGGCCAGGAGACCAACGAGGUGUGCGUGCAGGCCAGCGGCAGGGCCUGCGAGGGGCCCCCCAGGGGCAAGGGCUUCCGAGACAGCAACACCACCGGGACGGCUCUCGAGGGAGACCAGCACGACCCAGAGGCCGACGCCCGUUUUGCCUCUCAGGAGCGCCUCUCGGCCAACGCCAUCUCCGACCAGCUCCUGGGCACAGGCUCGGCCUCCAAGGAGCUCGCCCCCAAUGAGACGGUCAACAGCAUCUUUGCCCAGGGCGGCCCCAGGAGCUCCCCAGCCGAGAGCCUCUACCUGGACUACGAGGAGAACGAGGGAGCCGGGACUUACCUGCUCAAUGGGUCCUACCUGCAGCUGAGCAGCGACAGAGUGACCAACACGUCCGCCGAGGCCCCGUUCCCCAACGCCAGCGCCAGCCUCCCGGCCUUAGCGGGGAACAGGACGCAGAAGGCCAGGACCAGGCCCAAGGCACGCAAGCCAGGCGUGAGCCCCGCGGACAUGUACCGAUGGAAACUCUCGUCCCACGAGCCCUGCAGCGCCACCUGUACCACAGGGGUCAUGUCAACCUAUGCCAUGUGCGUCCGCUACGAUGGCAUCGAGGUGGACGACAGCUACUGUGAUGCCCUGACCCGGCCGGAGCCCGUCCAGGAGUUCUGUGCAGGGAGGGAGUGCCAGCCCAGGUGGGAGACGAGCAGCUGGAGCGAGUGCUCGCGCACCUGCGGCGAGGGCUACCAGUUCCGCAUCGUGCGCUGCUGGAAGAUGCUCUCGCCCGGCUUCGACAGCUCCGUGUACAGCGACCUGUGCGAGGCGGCAGAGGCCGUGCGGCCGGAGGAGCGCAAGACGUGCCGGAACCCGGCCUGCGGGCCGCAGUGGGAGAUGUCGGAGUGGUCCGAGUGCACCGCCAAGUGUGGAGAGCGCAGCGUGGUGACCAGGGACAUCCGCUGCUCGGAGGACGAGAAGCUGUGUGACCCCAACACCAGGCCAGUGGGGGAGAAAGACUGCACAGGGCCCCCCUGCGACCGCCAGUGGACCGUCUCCGACUGGGGGCCGUGCAGUGGAAGCUGUGGGCAGGGCCGCAUGAUCAGACACGUGUACUGCAAGACCAGCGACGGGCGGGUGGUGCCUGAGUCUCAGUGCCAGAUGGAGACCAAGCCUCUGGCCAUCCACCCCUGUGGGGACAAGAACUGCCCUGCCCACUGGCUGGCCCAGGACUGGGAGCGGUGCAAUACCACCUGCGGCCGAGGGGUGAAAAAGAGGCUGGUGCUGUGCAUGGAGCUGGCCAAUGGGAAGCCGCAGACCCGCAGCGGCCCCGAGUGCGGCCUGGCCAAGAAGCCCGCCGAGGAGAGCACCUGCUUCGAGAGGCCCUGCUUCAAGUGGUACACCAGCCCCUGGUCUGAGUGCACCAAGACCUGCGGGGUGGGCGUGCGGAUGCGAGACGUGAAGUGCUACCAGGGCACCGACAUCGUCCGGGGCUGCGACCCACUGGUGAAGCCGGUUGGCAGACAGGCCUGCGACCUGCAGCCUUGCCCCACGGAGCCCCCAGAUGACAGCUGCCAGGACCAGCCGGGCACCAACUGCGCCCUGGCCAUCAAGGUGAACCUCUGCGGCCACUGGUAUUACAGUAAGGCGUGCUGCCGCUCCUGCAGGCCCCCCCACUCCUAGGCCCGGCGGCCGCCCCCAGAGACCGAGCACCCCAUCCUGGGGGCCACAGCCACUUCUGGGGCCGCUCCACGGACACCCUUCGUGCAGGGCACCCGGCUGUGAAGACAUGACACUGAGCCCCUGCUGUCCCGGGGCCGGAGAGCCCCCCCCAGCGCCCGUCGGCCCUCCCGGGAUAGAGCCUCAAGGACGGUGCAUUUGCGGUCCCCAGCCUGGCACCCAGCCCCACCCGGGGGCCUGGGACGUCCUCUGUCCCUCCGGGGCUGCGGGGUUGGAGGAGAGGGGCUGCGGCAGCCUGGGAUCCUGAUCCUGUUUUGGUGUCUCCUUCCGGAGGGAUUUUAAUCUCACAACUUGGCCUCCUUGGCCUCCCUGAUACGGAUUUGAAGCUCUUGGCACGGAGGGGCCCACCGCACUUUACGCCCGGAAGAGGCGUCUUUCUUACGGCCCGUGGCUGCGUGGAGCCGUCAGCUCUGUAUGUUAAUAAAGUGGUUGUACUUCUGGCGGCA